AUGUUUGCGCAGGCACUCGACAUGUCACUGCGGCAGUUGGCUCAAACCACCAAAGGUCUAAACGAGGCCAAAAAACAGCGCUCUCGGCCGGAUUUCAAGGCAAAUCCAGCUGGCUUCGAUGGGGGUGUAGAGCUUCUUCGCUCACGUGCACAGGAAGUCAUGAUGGUAACACAGGCGCUGAUGCAGAAGGCCUCGGGAUCACUUCCCGAACUACAGUUGGCUGUGACAGAUGCCAUUAUGAAACUACAGGAACUUGCACUCGAUACAAAGUCCCUCUCGUCGUCAGUUGUAGAUCCUGCGGACAGAGAGUGUCUGUUCCAAUCCGUGAUGAGCAUGAUCGGAGGCUUGGAGAGUCUGCUGAAGCAGCUGAGGCAAGUAGCUGGCAAGGGCAAGGAUGUCACCAAACCAGCCAUAAAACCUCUGGUCAAGGAUGUAAUUAAGGCUAUUGGGUCGGUACUAGAUGUGCUAGAUGCCACUGAAGCGCAGCAAGCGAAGCUCAUGGAAGCUAGACAGAAGGCUGCUGAGGUGGAGGUCGAGAAACAGCGCGACACUAUGUUAGAUUCUGCGCGAAAGAUUGCACAGGUGGCUAAAGACCUUGCGGCAAUGUCGAAGAAGGCGGCGCCUGCUCAUCAGGUGUGA
This is a messenger RNA of Sphaeroforma arctica JP610, 639 nucleotides long. RefSeq lists its product as hypothetical. The transcript has 5 exons. The record is from RefSeq and is a predicted model, not a curated record. NCBI's taxonomy places the organism in Eukaryota, Ichthyosporea, Ichthyophonida. Bases 1 to 639 code for a protein of 212 amino acids.